Messenger RNA from Cuscuta europaea, 1977 nucleotides. Lineage: Eukaryota; Viridiplantae; Streptophyta; Magnoliopsida; Solanales; Convolvulaceae. The record is from the annotation of a GenBank genome assembly.
GAAGAGAUCAAACACAAAAACAUCCACCAAUGGCAUCUCUUAUUUCUCCAUGCAUUUCCCCCGUUCUCCCUCCCAACCUUAAGCCCUUCUCCUCCUCCGCCGCAUACCCUUUAGCAAAACCCUCCCAGAUCCACAUCAGCGCCGCAAAACGCGGCCACCAUUUCAAAUCCAUCAUCACAUGCAACGCCGCACCCGGCGGCGGCGGUGACAAUCAAAAGCUAGAUAGAAGGGAUAUCCUUCUCGGCUUGGGCGGCCUUUACGGCGCCGUAAACCUCGCUUCCAACCCCUCAGCCUACGCCGAUCCCAUCCAAGCCCCCGAACUUUCCAACUGCGUCGUCCCUCCGGCGGACUUACCGGCCAACGCAUUGGUCGAUAACUGCUGCCCUCCUCUCGUCACUAACGUCAUCCCGUACAAACUCCCGAAGGUCUCUCCGGCGUACAUGAAAGUCCGGCCGGCGGCCCACCGCAUGGACAAAGUGUACCUGGCCAAGUUCGAGAAAGCGAUCGAGCUAAUGAAGGCGCUUCCCGCCGACGACCCAAGAAACUUUUACCAGCAAGCUAACGUCCACUGUGCUUACUGCAAUGGCGGCUAUGUGCAACCAGGGUAUCCCGACAAGGAGAUCACUGUUCACAACUCGUGGCUUUUUUUCCCAUUCCAUAGAUGGUACUUGUAUUUCUACGAGAGAAUCUUGGGGAAACUGAUCGGAGACCCUACCUUUGGGCUACCAUUCUGGAACUGGGAUACCCCGGCGGGAAUGCUGAUUCCGUCCGCUUUCACGAAUAAAAACUCCCCUCUCUACGACGAGAAUCGUAACCAAUCCCACCUUCCACCGGUUCUUCUUGACCUCGGGUACGCCGGGAAAGACACCCCGGCAACCGACCAGGAGAGGAUUUCCAACAACCUCGCCCUGAUGUAUAAGAGCAUGGUCACUAACGCGGGCACCGCCGAGCUCUUCCUCGGGAAGCCCUACGUCGCCGGUGACUCUCCCUUGAAAGGCGGUGGCGGGUCCAUUGAGAAUAUCCCGCACACCCCGGUGCACAGAUUCGUCGGCGACGUGGCACCGCGGACGAAGAACGGGGAGGACCUCGGGAACUUUUACUCCGCGGGGCGGGACGUGUUGUUCUACUGCCACCACUCCAACUGCGACCGGAUGUGGACCAUCUGGAAACAGCUCGGCGGGAAGGGGAGUAGACGGUCGGACUUCACGGACUCCGACUGGUUGGACUCUUCCUUCAUAUUCUACGACGAGAACAAGCAAGCCGUUAGGGUGCGCGUUGGGGACUGUUUGGAUAACCAGAAAUUAGGGUACAGGUACGAGUUCGCGAACUUGACCUGGCUCAACAGUAAACCGAUCCCGACGAAAAAGAGGGCCGGUCUGGUUGGCAUGUCGACCGCCCCGUUCGUGACCAGCGUCUUCCCCGUUGCACUGGACAAGGUGGUCCAAGUCAAGGUCGCCAGACCUAAAAAGUCCAGAACCAAUCAGGAAAAGGAAGAUGAAGAAGAGAUCCUGUUGAUCGAAGGCAUUGAGGUUUCCAUAGAUGAGUACGCAAAGUUUGAUGUGUACCUCAACGAUGAAGACGAGCCAGAGGGCGGGAAAGAGGCGGCGGAGUACGCCGGAAGCUUUGCUCACUUGCCGCACAAGCACAAGGGGUCCAAGAAAAUAAAGACAAGCCUGAGCUUGGGCCUGAACGAGCCGUUGGAGGAUUUGGGCGCUGAAGACGACGACACAAUCCUCGUCACGCUGGCUCCCAAAGUCGGCGGCGGCGUCGUCACCGUCGACAACAUUCAGAUCGUUUACGGAUCCUAGAUUUAUUCAUCAUAUUGCUGUUUUAUCAAUAUUUUCGGGGGUGUCGAAUAAAAUAUUCUCAGAAAAUAAAUGGAAUUUAGUGCCAAUCAUGUACCCAUGCAACCGUUUUUAUUCCCAACCCCUAUUUGGAGAUGUUUUAGCCUCCAUGUAGCCAUCAAUGAAAUUACAU